Messenger RNA from Zootoca vivipara (common lizard), 3359 nucleotides. RefSeq lists its product as uncharacterized. Lineage: Eukaryota; Metazoa; Chordata; Lepidosauria; Squamata; Lacertidae. The record is from RefSeq and is a predicted model, not a curated record.
GGACUUCCUGGGGGAGGGGGAAAGUAUCACUUCCUCCUCCGUUGGUCACCUUUGAAAAGCUACGAGGGAGGAGAUUCUGCAGGCCUGAAAACUGUGCCUUUUGCAAGGAGAAUCCCUCCCAGGAACCUGCAGCUUCUGAGCUCUUCAGAAAGGAUGGAAGAGGCUGAUCCUGCAAACCUAGCGAGGAUGGAAGGAGGAAGAUGGACGGUUGACCUAGUCAGGCUGCCUCCUGCAUCCCUCCCCACAACUUCUGACCGUUCUCUCCCAGGACCCUCAGAGAGAUCUGCAGGUGAUGAACAGGACAGUCCUCGUUCUUGGGGCUCAUCAGAAAGAACCAAGCAUGAAGUCAAAGGAAGGACCUUUCAAGAUCAAGAGGAAACAGGAUCACAGGUGAAAAGCCUAGAAGAAAAUGGGAGAAAUAUAGGCCUUCUAACACAGACUGAUAAUGUUCAUCCAAUCCCCGUCCAGAAAAAACAUCACAAGGGGAAGAGCACAAAUGAUAGCCCUUCAUGUGACAAACCAUUCAAAUCUAGCUUGAACUCACCCUGCAGAAUCCACACAGAGGAAACACCAUGUAAAUGCUUGGUGUGUGGAGAGAACUUCAGUGACAGCUCAGGCCUAAAAUCACAUAAAAGAAUUCAUGCAAGACAGGAAUCCUACGAAUGCCUAGAAUGUGGAAAGAGUUUCAGUGACUACUCAUACCUUAGUCAGCAUCAGGAAAUCCACAGCAGGGUGGACCCAUAUACCUGUUUUGAGUGUGGAAAAAGCUUCAUUUCCAGAUCAGGCCUUGUAUAUCAUGAAAAAUGUCACACAGGAGAGAAACCAUAUACCUGUUUUGACUGUGGAAAGGCCUAUACUAAGAGCUCAGACCUUGUGUAUCACCAAAAAAUUCACACAGGGGAGAAACCGUAUACCUGUUUUGACUGUGGAAAGAGCUUCCGUCAAAACCAAGGUCUUCUUGUUCAUCAAAAAAUCCACACAGGGGAGAAGCCGUAUAAAUGUUUGGAGUGCGGAAUGAGCUUCGCUCACAGCUCGAGCCUUACAUCUCAUCAAAGGAUUCACACAGGAGAGAAAUCAUAUAAAUGUUCAGAGUGCGGAAGAAGCUUUGCUCACAGUGCUAGCCUUACUUCACAUAAGAGAACCCACACAGGGGAGAAACCUUAUAAAUGCUUGGAUUGUGGAAAGAGUUUCAGUCAGAGUUCACACCUUAGUUCACAUAAGAAAACUCACACUGGUGAGAAGCCAUAUGAAUGUUUGGAGUGUGGAAAGAGAUUCAGUCAGAGUUCACACCUUACUGUGCAUGUGCGAUUCCAUACAGGAGAAAAACCAUAUAAGUGUGUGACGUGUGGAAAGAGUUUCUGUACUAACACAGAGCUUAUCUGCCAUCGCAGGAUCCAUACAGGGGAGAAGCCAUAUAAGUGCUUUGAGUGUGGUAAAACCUUCAGCCAGAGUUCAAGCCUUAGUAUGCAUCGAAAAAUUCACAGUGGGGAGAAACUGCAUGCAUGUUUUGAGUGUGGGAAGAGCUUCACUACGAACGUCAAGCUUUUAAAUCAUCAAAAAACUCACACAGGGGAGAAACCGUAUACCUGUUUUGAGUGUGGAAAAAGCUUCACUUGCAGCACACACCUUACAUCGCAUCUAAAAAUUCACACAGGGGAAAAACCAUAUACCUGUUCUGAGUGUGGAAAAAGCUUUGCUCAUGGACAUCACCUUACUUCACAUAAGAGAAUCCACACACUGGAGAAGCCAUAAAUGCUUGGAAUGUGGAAAGAGCUUCUUACUGUGCAUGAACUUAUUCAUAAAGGAAACAACCAGUUAAUUGUUUGACAUGUGGAAAUAGUUUCUGUACUAGCACAUAACUUGCUUACCAUCACAGGAUCCAUAUAAGUGCUUUGUGUGUGGGAAAACCUUCAGCCUUAGUACACAUCAAAAAAUUCACAGUGGGGAGAAACUGCAUGCAUGUUUUGAAUGUGGAAGGAGGUUUACUUGCAACUUACAUCUUCUUGCUCAUCAGAAAAUCCACAGAGGAGAAAAACCAUACAAAUGGUUGGAGUGUGGGAAAAGGUUUAGGUGGUGGACACAUUUUACUUAUCUUCAAAAAUAUAUAUAUACAGGGGGGAAAUCACAUAAAUAUUGGGAUUGUGAAAAGACACUUUAUAUUCCAUCAAACUUGUAUAUAAUGGAGAUACCAUAAUGAAAUAAUAUCAAGUUAGAAGUGCCCAUAUUUCUUGCUGGUCUUCAAGGAAUUCAGAAAAGAUUAACCCACAUGCAUGACCAACACCCACUACUUAGAGGUGGAACGCCCUCCCAUCAGAUGUCAAGGAAAUAAACAACUACCUGACUUUUAGAAGACAUCUGAAGGCAACCCUGUUCAGGGAAGUUUUUAAUGUUUGAUGUUUUCUUGCACUUUUAAUUUAAUUGUAUUAUUAUGAUUAUGAUUAUUAUUAGGGUCUUUUUCUGUAAGGUGUGUCUGUUCUGACUACUGUAUUUGUUUACCCUUAAUCCUAUGCCCCAAGGGUAAUAAAGAAAAAUAUUGGACACCUUAAUCUAAUGAGUUAAAGGAUCCCUUUUGAUGCCAAAAGCCUGAAUAUCGAGUUGGCGCGACAACUUGGCAACAGACCCACACUACAAGUAUGAAAGGGAGGGGAAGGGAAUAUCUAUCUUAAAUGAAACGAGAUCCCGAGAGCUGUGCCUUUUGCUUGAGAACUCCCCAUCAAUAACCUGUGGCAUCAAGGCUACAGCACCUCUCCCACCCAUUCCUUGGUCCAUCGUCCAGGGAAGCAUAAGUAAGCUGUUCGACAGUGGAAUUUGCUGCCAAGAAGUGUGGUGGAGUCUCCUUCUUUGGAGGUCUUUAAGCAGAGGCUUGACAGCCAUAUGUCAAGAAUGCUUUGAUGGUGUUUCCUACUUGGCAGGGGGUUGGACUGGAUGGCCCUUGUGGUCUCUUCCAACUCUAUGAUUCUAUAAAGCCGGUUCCUUGAGAUCCAUGAAAAGCAUAGAGGGCUCCUUUGAUUUGGGCUGAGUGAUUAAUAAUAAUAAUAAUAUAUUUAUACCCCACCCAUCUGGCUAGAUUUCCCCAGCCACUCUGGGUGGCUCCCAACAGAAUAUUAAUAAUUAUUAAUAUAUAUUAAUAUAUUAUUAUUAUUAAUUAUAGAUGUAAGCCAAUAUUAUUACUUCCCUAAUACCUUUAUGCCGCUGUAACAUUUUUUUCCCUUUAAGUACCUUCUGUUGCUCAUUUUUGUUUCCUUUUGUAAACUAGUUGGUAGUUAAAAGGAUGUAACCCUAGUAAAAAUCGUUAUCCUAUUCGGUUCCCUAAUGUAUAUGCGGUAGCUUCUAUGCAAUAAAGUUUGCUUGAAACACAA